This is a messenger RNA of Patella vulgata (common limpet), 4941 nucleotides long. Its product is annotated as harmonin. Gene Ontology annotation, molecular function: protein binding. Bases 74 to 1117 code for a protein of 347 amino acids. The transcript has 11 exons. Lineage: Eukaryota; Metazoa; Mollusca; Gastropoda; Patellidae. The record is from RefSeq and is a predicted model, not a curated record. Gene Ontology annotation, cellular component: stereocilium tip; cilium; plasma membrane.
UAUAGAUAGCACAGUAAAAAUAACGCCUUGAGAAUUUUUUAUCUUGAGUUGUCGAUAUCUGUGUCCUUAUAAAAUGUCUGAAGUUUCCGAAUUUGGAUCUAAAUUCAACAACAAGGUAAAAGAAUUGAUUGAAGAAGAAAAUGACAGAGAAUUAUUGUUUGCAUCAUUGCGCAGUUACCAGUCAGAGCUGGUAUUGGAGACACUGUUGGCUGAUUUACGCAGACUAUUUAAUGAUCCAACAAAGUUAGAACUUUACGAACAUAUCAGACCACUGAUAUUGUUAAAACAUCAAAUAGAAUACAGUCGUACGACUCCCAACAUGCCAGGUGUUAAAUUACGAGUUGUACGAUUACAACGGCAACCAGGAGAAAGUCUAGGAUUCGCUGUGAGGGGAGGUUUUGAACACGGUGUGGGUGUGUUCGUAUCAGAUGUCCAACCAAAUUCUCAAGCUCAAAAACGUGGACUAAAGAUUGGUGAUGAAAUAGUCCGCGUAAAUGGGUUCACCAUCUCGGAAGCCAUACAUGAAGAUGUACUAAACCUUAUUAAAUCUCGUGAAGAGAUCGUUCUCAAGGUCACACACAUUGGCAUGUUACCUAAUAAGGAGACACCUAAUGAAAACGUAACAUGGUCUUAUGUGGAGAAAAUGGAUUCGUCCAAGGCACUGCAAGAGGUAUUGGAUGGUGCUGGAAAUAAAAACCGUAACCAAGGUAAUGAGUUGAAGAUAUUCAUCAACACAUCUGGAGCCAGCAGUAUUGGAUGUGGUAUUUUAAGUGGACCAAAUCAUUUUCCUGGUAUAUUCAUUGAGAAAGUGAAGCCAGAUAGUUUAGCAGAGGAAGCUGGUCUAGAAGUAGGAGAUCAAAUUGUAGAGGUCAAUGGAACACCCUUUCAAGGAAUUAGCCAUAAAGAGGCUGUUGUAACAUUGAAAGGAAGUCAUCAGUUAGAUAUGGUUAUCAGGAAAAACAUUGGCACAGUAUUGUUUGAAAAAUCUUGCAGACAGACUCAACAACAACCGUUAAAAAUUGCAGAAUCGACUGCCCCUGAUAAUAAUGAGGCUGUAGAAAGGUAUACUUGUUUUGAGGAGGGUCUGGUUAUAGCACACGAUAUUGGCACCUAUUAGAUUAGAUCACAAGUUUUUCACUGAAUGUUGUCACUAGGGCUCUCAUUUCAUUGGUUGGAGAAUCUACCUGUCAGUCCAUAAAAUUGUGCGUUUCAAAUAAUUUAACUUUUAGAUGCAAUUAAUAUACUUAAACUUAUAGUAUUUAUGUGUAUAAAUUGGAUACUUAAUGCAUAAAAUGAUCUUGCUAAUCUAGAAGAUAAAUGAAAUUUGACCAGCUGUUAAGUAUGAAUUGAGAGCUCUGUAUCUAGCACUAUAUCUUUAGAGGGCUAGAUCUAUUUGUUAAGGCCAACUCAAUUUUUGUCAAGGUCGCUGAGAUGUAAAUAACAUGGUUGUUGGCGAGAUUGUAGGUUAGGGCUAGGUCCAGGGUUAGGUUGAAGUUGGCCUUAUCAAAUAGAUCUAACCAUCUUUAGAGGCACCAUGUCUAAUUGUUAUAGAAAUAAAUAGCCAAAAGAAUCCUUAGGUGGUAUCAAUCAGUGAAAUGAUUGGAAUUUCACACUGACAGGAUUGCUAUUCUAGUGAAUAUUAUGGUUUAGGAUUCGUUACUUGUUUACUACUAGGAGCCCCGGUAGGUCAGUGAGUAACGCAUUGUCCUGCCUUAUAAAUAGUUAUUGGAUGUAAAAGACAUGUUUUCUACAAAAAAAUUCUCUUCUCAUAUAGAUUAUUUUCAACAUAGUGAUGACAAUUACACAUGGAAACUGUUAAAAAGCUUUUGAUUGAACAAUUGCAUGAUUUUUAGGUGAAAGAAUUUUAAUAGAUUUCUUAAUUUCUUGGUCUGAAAAUUCAGUUCAAUUCUUAGUGAAAGACACCAAUUUAUGGAAAUGAUUGAUUUUAGAUUUUAAUUAAUUAAAUUCAGAUCUACUUUUGUGUUAUUUAUCUACUGCUAUUUGUAAAUAUGGCUUUUAGACAACACUGUUCUAACAAAUAGUGCUGUUUAAUCCUGUGAACUUGUUUUGAUCAUAAUUGCCGGUCUUAAUUACAGACUGUCAAAACUUGGCAGAGAAUAAUCGAAGAAUUAAAAGUGGACCCUCCCCGUAAUCAGUUCAUGUGACAAACCGGGCUACUUAAAAUAGAUAUUUAAAGCAUGGGGUUGUUUUAUGCUGAUAAAAUUGUUUUAAAGAUGAAUUAGUUUGAAUGUGGUUUUAGACCACCUAAAACAUCAAAUCAUAUGGUUUGUACGUGGGAAGGCAUCUUUAAUGAAUGAUUUAUAAUGUUAAAUCUUGACAAACAAUUUCCUGCUUAAAGAAAUAAGUUCCCAGGUUUAAACAGUAUUUUACUAAUAAAUCACAGCUUUUUUAUUUUUUCACUAAAAUUCUGUUUUAUUGCUUUACUAAAAUUCUGUUUGAUCACUUUACUAAAAUUCUGUUUUGUCACUUUACACUUUAAUAAAAUUCUGUUUGAUCACUUUACUAAAAUUCUGUUUUGUCACUUUACACUUUACUAAAAUUCUGUUUGAUCACUUUACUAAGAUUCUGUUUUGUCACUUUACUAAAAUUCUGUUUGAUCACUUUACUAAAAUUCUAUUGUGUCACUUUACAAUUUACUUAAAUUUGGUUUUAUCACUUUCAGUCACCUGGUGUCUUUAUUGUUUUAUUUAUUUAUUUAUUAAUCUUUCUGUGAUAAAUAAAUCUCCUUACAAUUUGUUUUUGUUUUUCUUUAUGUAUCUUUCUUACCCUUCCCUUUAGUUUUUCUUCAAUCUGUUUAAAAAGAUUGUAUCCAGCACUGUAUCAUCGACACACUCUCUAUGAAAAUAUGGUCUGGUAAUGUUGGUUUUAGAGUCAUUAAUUGACAAAGACUACUAUACCAAAUGUUUGGUAUGCCAUGCGUGUGCCCAUAUCUAAAUGUCAAGAGUUGUUGAUUAUUAAUUGAAAAAAAAAAGAUUAAAAAUUCAGCUAGAAAAUAAAUCUUUCUUUUAAAAACUGUUAACAGAAUGAAUAAAAUAUUUUUAUCUUAGUAAUAUUUGACCAUCCAAUAUUUUACUCCAGCAAGUAAAAGUUAUCAACAUUGUUUUGUUUAAAUUUCAAAUGGAGGUGGAAGAGCACAAAAUAUAAUUCAUUUAAAUUUGAAAACCAAUGAAAAGGAGCAUUGGAUUCAAAAUUAUCGUAUCUCCACAGUUUAAAGUGUGAUACGUAAAUGUUGCGAGGCCAUUUCGAUGGGAUGGCAAACCAAGAUCCACUCAUGUACACAUUAGAAUAUGUGUAAAACAACCCUUCCGUUGCCUCCCUACCCCCCACCAUCGCACAACUGACCAUAGAAUUUCCAUUUUCUUUCUGUACAUGCAUUAUAUUGCAUACAUACUUUUGUUUCAGACUGCGAAAUUAUUUUGUUUUGGAAAUAAAUUAGAAAAAUUGAUUUUUGUAUACCCACAUGGAAAUGUGGUCUUAUAUUGCAGUCAUCCCUUUCAUUUACUGCAUCUGUGCAUCUAUCCACUGUCAACUGUUUCUUGUGAACACUCUACAGUCUACAAACUACAUUUAUCAACUGAUCUUGUUUUUUACAUUAUUGAGACGAAGAACACUUUGGAAUUUCAGCGAUUUCGGAUAAUCGCUUCCAGAGUUAUUUUCCUUGAUCACUUUGUAGAGUCUUGUUAAUACCCUAACAAUAAUAGUUAUCAUCAGAUCUAUUUGAAAGUUAUAGGCAUUAUUCCAAAUGGUGAAACAAUAUGGCUCUGGUUUAACUUUGGUGAAUCGUUUGAAUACUAACGAGUUAAGGCCCAUGCUCAAUUCUGUAGCACCAAAUGUCAUCAUAUGUUUUACUUAUAUUUAUGUUUAUUGUUCUGAUUAUUGUGAGGAAUAACAAUACACAUAAUCCAGAAUGACGUCAAAUGUAUUUUUUCAAAAGGAAAGUCACUUGACGGAGAACAAACACGAAGUUUGCCAUUGUUAUUAUACUAGGGUCACGACUAAAAUCAGUUAGUAACUAUGUCGACUAAAUGAUGUUCGUGGAGGAACUUGCAAUAGCGAUAGCAGAUACAAACGUAAAGAUUAUAUGAUCAGUGUUACUUUUCAUCCGUUUCCGAAGCUGUCAAUUAACACAGAAUGGUAGACACUUGGUAACAUGACGCGGGCACCCUCAUAACCACCUUCCCGUAAUUGCGAUACGACGGCACCAUUAUGUUUGUUCAAAGGUAGAUAGACUAUUUUAAAACACUAGUAUUUUUAUACACCCACACUGAAAUGUGGUUGUAUAUUGUUAUUGAUAUGUCUGUUUUCUCGUCCGUUGGUCCGGCGUCCACAAUUUCUUGUGGAUGCUCUGAAGGCUAGAGUUAAUAUCUGAUUGCCUUUUUAAAAUUUAUACACAGUGUUUAAGGUCAUGAGACAAAGAAGGCUAUAAGACAAAGAAGUCUAUCUUCUUUUGUGUAGAAAUUUGUAGACCUAACCUUGGUAAGAGUUAAAAAAAAACAUGAUUAUAUUGUUUGGUCAGCAGUGAGACAGAAAGAUGGGCAGGCUACCCUUCUUGUCAGUACAUGCUUGGCCUCAAAACCACACCACUUGCAUUAGACCAGCCAAUCCCUACGGUCAGCAAUGAAAUAAACAGGGCGAUCGGAUACUGUACCAAUGUAUAGCCCUUAAUUAAUUCAAUAUGUAUCAUUUUCCACAUGUUGAAAUCCUAACAUAAAAACAUGCUGACUCUUUAAUUUAAAUCCUUCAUCAACAUAAUUUUAUAUUAAUAUUUGUAGGUAUAGUUCACCAACACUUCCAGACAGAAAUUAUAGGGAUGAUGAAAUAACAUUUUCUGAUGAAUCGAGACACACACAACGUUCAUAUGGAAUAACACCGAGUUCUGAGACCAGCACAUACACAACAGGUUAUAAUACUGGCAGUGAU